AGAAUGAAAGGUCUUUGUCUUUGGUAGUAGGUGAUGAUGAAAGAUUGAAACUUAUGACCAACAAAAAGUCCAACCUUAUGUCUAUAUAUAAAAUCUCUAUUUCCUUCCAAUUUUUCAACAUUAAAUGCGUUUGGUUUCCGUCCAGAAGUGCUUCAGUUUCGUUUUUCAGAAAGACAGCAAAACCCGAAGCAUAAUGGCUCAGUCAUCUGGUAGCAAUACUGGGAAGAAGCUUAUUCGAAUUGAUGUCAGUUCAGACAGCGUUUGCCCAUGGUGCUUUGUGGGAAAAAGGAACCUGGACAAAGCAAUUGCUCAAGCUAAGGAUCAAUUUGAUUUUGAGAUUAAAUGGCAUCCAUUUUUUCUUGAUCCCUCGGCACCCAAGGAAGGAGUCAGCAAGAGAGAAUACUAUGAGAAGAAGUUUGGAUCUCGAACUCAAGGAAUUUUAGCUCGGAUGACCGAGAUAUUUAGGAAUGUUGGAUUAGAAUAUGACAUGUCCGGACUAACGGGAAAUACUCUUGACAGCCAUAGGCUGAUCUAUUUUGCUGGAAAACAAGGUCUUGACAAGCAACAUGCUCUUGUGGAGGAGCUUUAUCUCGGCUACUUCACCCAGGGAAAAUACAUUGGUGAUCGGGAGUUUCUUCUGGAAUCUGCUAGGAAGGUUGGUGUUGAAGGAGCUGCAGAAUUUCUUGAAAAUCCUAAUAACGGAGUUAAGGAGGUUAAUGAGGAUCUGGAGAAGUACUCAGCAAACAUUUCUGGAGUCCCAAAUUACGUGAUAAAUGGGAAGCAGCAGCUGAGUGGCGGCCAACCACCCGAAGUCUUCUUGAGAGCUUUUCAAGUGGCAGCAAAAUAAGAUACCCUCUGCUUAUAUUUUCAAGCAUUUUCAACCUAUACAAAUCAAUAAAUCGGCUAUUUUAAUAAACUCAAUUCUUACCAGGUGUUUGUGGAAUUUUCUUAAUUGAUUGAAUAACCUGGCGUUUUAUGCUUGCUUGUAUGCUAUGGAGUGUAUACAAACAAAUUGAUUGUCUCAAACUUCUAUGUGCAUGGCACGACAUACAAAUUGAUUGAAUAUAUCAAACAGGUUGUUUUGUAAA
Messenger RNA from Gossypium raimondii (Peruvian cotton), 1088 nucleotides. RefSeq lists its product as uncharacterized. The coding region runs from base 125 to 847 and encodes 240 amino acids. NCBI's taxonomy places the organism in Eukaryota, Viridiplantae, Streptophyta, Magnoliopsida, Malvales, Malvaceae. The record is from RefSeq and is a predicted model, not a curated record. The transcript is spliced from 8 exons. Gene Ontology annotation, molecular function: oxidoreductase activity.